AUCAGAUCGCGCGAUUUCCUUCAUUACUGGCAGUAUCGUCCAACUGCCUCCAGUCUAUUGAAAAACCCAGACAUGCCUGUGCAAAUCCAAACACUCGAGCAGGCAAUCCGAGCUGCCUUUCCUGUUUCUCAUCUUGAGAUAGAGGAUCAGUCCAGCGGGUGCGGUGAAAGCUAUUCGGUACUUCUGGUCAGUGUAGCUUUUGAAGGAAAGACAACGCUUGCAAAACACAGACUUAUCAAUGAAUUGCUGAAGAAUGAAAUAGCACAAAUGCAUGCAUUCUCGCAGACUAAGCACAUCGCUUACAUCGCUUCCAGAAAACGUUUACACCAGCGCAAUACGAAGCGUACUUGGCAAAAGCCACUAAAGACAAAUAAGGCUCCGGUUACCCUAGGAGAUAGCAUUGUAAAGACAAAGGCUUUGAAAAGUGGCGACAUUCCGACAAAAAGUUUUUCUUAUGAUACUGUAGUAAAGAGAUGGCCUAUCAUAUUGACGGGAAUAAUCGAUCAUCUCCACGGCCUCAAUCAUCGUCUCACGAUGGAAUCCCAGCGACUUGGGUCUGAAGUACCCGCAUCUGCUGAGAAGAUUACCUUGGAUGAAAAGGUUUCUGAAGGUAAAGGAAUCAUAGAGAAAAUCAGUCGUUUAAAAUAUAGGAUGGCCAGGGAUCACGAACUUGAACCGAUCCCUCAAGAUGGCGAUUCGUAUGUCGAGGAAUACAACGCCGAUCUGGCCAAAUUAGCCCAGAAUGGGCAGAAUACGUGGUUUACUGCUCCUUGGCUAUAUGCUUACCGUCUCUUCCGCGCUUACUUCAAUGAGACCAAACACUGGCGCGGGUUCGAUCCAUUCUUUGCUCAGAAACAAGACAUGUUUAAAAACAGCGGAGCAGCAAUAUAUAAAAUCGCUACUUCGAUGUAUGAAUUGGAAAGUGAAAGAGAUAAGCUCAAGUCCGACCCCAGUAAACUCGGUAUACUCUUUAAAGAAAUGAUUCAGAUGUGUCUAUGGGGAAACGCUACUGAUCUUUCCCUUCUCACUCAUCUUUCUCCGUCUGACAUAGAACACCUGCAAACCGUGGGCAAAGAUGCUCAAGAAGCCAGGAAAGAGUUCAUUUUAAGGGAUGAUCAGAAUGCAGUAUGGGAGCACAUUAAGUCCCUAGAAGGCCAGGAGAAGAGAGUCGAUUUUAUCCUCGACAACGCUGGUUUUGAGUUAUUUACAGAUUUCGUUUUUGCCGACUUUUUAGUGACUUACACUCCUUAUGCGUCCAAAGCUGUCUUUCAUCCCAAGCUGAUGCCCUGGUUUGUGUCGGACGUCACUCCUGUUGACUUUUCAACGACAAUCACGUCUCUUCUUUCAACGUCAUUCUUCACCACCCUUCCAUCUGCACCGAGCCCUACCUGUCUUUCUCAUCUAGAGCGAAUGGUGACACGGUGGAAGACUUAUCUGAACGACGGGACAUUCACUUUGAGUACGGACUUGAAAGAGACCAACCCCAAAGCCAUUGCUGAAUUCUGGACUGGCCCAUGGCCCUAUUGGAAUAUGAGGGAGAGGGCCGGUACUAUCUACGACUGGCUGAGUGACAGCGGGCUCGUGAUUUUCAAGGGUGACCUUAACUACCGCAAACUUGCAGGAGACGUGAAAUGGCCUGUAUCGACGCCUUUCUCUAUGGCGCUUGGGCCAUUGGCUGGAUCGUUCCCCCUGCUUAGUCUGCGCACCAAUAAAGCGGAUGUUGCCGUUGGCAUACCCCAAGAAGUGGCAGAUGAACUUGAUGCGAAGGGAGAGAAGUGGAGGGUCAGCGGAAGAUAUGCGCUAGUCAGCUUCUCACCAAAGUGCUGAAGCUUGAAGAGAGAUUUAUGGAUGAGAACGUCUUAUGCGCGGUGAUAUACAUCAUAGAUGUGAUGUCAUAAAGUAGAUGGUUUUUCAGAGACUACAUCAGGCUCAUAGCAAACGGAACAAGUAAAAAGAAGCGUUUCAUGCCGAAAUUCAGUCGAGUGUGAAG
This is a messenger RNA of Serpula lacrymans var. lacrymans S7.9, 1990 nucleotides long. RefSeq lists its product as uncharacterized. Gene Ontology annotation, molecular function: phosphatase activity. Gene Ontology annotation, cellular component: nucleus; cytoplasm. The transcript has 20 exons. Lineage: Eukaryota; Fungi; Basidiomycota; Agaricomycetes; Boletales; Serpulaceae. The record is from RefSeq and is a predicted model, not a curated record. Gene Ontology annotation, biological process: DNA damage response. The coding region runs from base 73 to 1827 and encodes 584 amino acids.